ACAGAUAUUUCCGGAUUGACAGACACUGACAUAUGCCCUCGACCAGCCAAUUUUUUUUUUUUAUUUUCCCCGAGACGUGUCAUAUUCUGGGUCAGGGCUGGAUAAAAUAUUGUCAGCUGCCUCACGGUAGUGAGGAUGUCAAAGAACAGAGAGGGAGAGCUAGACAGUAAAAUUAAAAGCCUCAUCAAAGCUACCGAAAACCAGCAAUCCUGUCCGAAAGAAACAACAGAAAACAUUCAAGUUCAUGUGGGAAAAAAGAAUAAAAAAUCUUCAAAAGAAUCAAUUGAAAACAUUCAAACUCAUGUGGAUAAUGAGAUUAGAAAAUCCCGGCGGAAGAAUCCGCCCAGACGGAUAGUGGUUAAGGAGGUGGAUAACCACUGUGAUUUGUGUGGAGAAGACUUCAGUAACAGCAACACUUAUCUCCUCCACCUAAAGAAAUGUGGUGAUAACUGCUCGCUUACUGUUAAUGAGUCAAACAGCAAAAGACGAACCAGGGAAGACUCGUUGAGCGAAGAUGGCGAAGGGACAGCAAUUCCAGUCAGAAAAUGCGGGGGAAAGGUGUCAUGUGACCACUGUUAUGAAAAAGUCUGGCAUAGUGAGCUGAAGGAACACAUACAGGAAGUUCACGGAAUCUCCGACAUGUACACCUGUUGCCACUGUUCUGCGGUGUUUGACUCACGGCGGUUGUAUUCCUCUCACAUGCGAUAUGAGCACGAUGACAAAAAGGCCUUUAAAUGCUCAUUCUGUAACAAUGCGUACGAGCUGUACGAAUCACUGAAGAGACACAACCGCAUCCACAACAAAGAGCUUGCACUUACAUGUGAUGAAUGUGGCAAAUCGUUUGCAGAGAAAAUCACUCUGAAAAGACACAAAACUAUUCACACAGGAGAGAAGCCAUUCUGUUGUAAGGUUUGUGGCAUGGCAUUCCGUGACCCCAGCACCAUGAGAAAACAUGUGAAGCGUCACAGCUCCGAGCGGCCAUUUUCCUGUGAGACUUGCGGGAAGAUGUUUGCCAGUACGUAUGACAUGAGGAAACAUGCCAGGAUUCACCUCAAUGAUGAAGAGAGGCCAUACAAGUGUGAGGUAUGCGGUAAAGCCUUCUAUUUGAUAGCAGCCAUGAAGACCCACAUGCGGACCCACACUGGGGAGAGAAUCUUUAAGUGUGACGUCUGUGGUCGGGCUUUCUGUGACUCGCGGAACCUGUGGGCCCACAAGAAGAUUCACACAGAUGAGCGGGACCACAGGUGCGAUGAGUGCGGGGUUGCCUUCAGGUGGAGCUGUAACCUAGUCCGCCACAUGAAGACAGUUCAUGACGGCAGGAAGGAGUUUAUCUGUAGCCAGUGUGGGAAAGGGUUCGGACAGAAGGGAGCACUGACUGUGCAUCUCCGAAUUCACAGUGGAGAGCGGCCAUUUUCUUGCGAAGAAUGCGGGAAAAGUUUUACGGACAAAAGCUCUCUGUACCAUCAUCUGGAGACUCAUCAGAAAGUUAAGCCCUUUCCUUGCGAGGUAUGUGGAAGGAGAUUCGGCAGGGGCUAUGUGCUGAAGCGCCACAUGAACCGCCACGUUAGAAAGAUGGUUAGUCGUGUUAUGAACUCCAAUGAAAAUCACACUGAAAUAUUGAUCCAAGACUCGGAGCCUGACCUUAACUUACUGGCAGGGGCCGAGGAAAUGAGUGAUGUGAAUGACGAUGAAGAAAACGAUGAAUAUGAUGAAUAUGUAGGAGACGAGGAAGACCAGGCACAAAAUAAUUCGUCUUCAGCGGAAAACAGUUUGAAUGAAUCCGAAAGUUCAGUUGAGGCCAUGACCAGCCAGUGAGUUUUAUAGGGACAACAGCUGAUAGUCUCUACAUCAUGCUAGAAAAACUUACUUAGUAAUUCAUGAUUAAAGUCAUGGAUGAUAUUCUUUGAAAUAAGAUCAGGCAAUCAAAAAUUAAACUGUAUCUUUGUCCAUCUUGUAUGACAUCUUAUAUUAGUGCUGUGGAUAGACCUGUUAUAUGGCACAUCUUGCAGUUAAUGCUGUUGAUAGUGUUAUUUUACCCUCAAAUACAGUGCAAUAGUU
Molecule: messenger RNA, 2058 nt
Organism: Magallana angulata
Lineage: Eukaryota; Metazoa; Mollusca; Bivalvia; Ostreida; Ostreidae
Product: zinc finger protein 43-like
Exons: 4
Coding region: 136-1815 (559 amino acids)
Biological process (GO): regulation of transcription by RNA polymerase II
Molecular function (GO): DNA-binding transcription factor activity; RNA polymerase II cis-regulatory region sequence-specific DNA binding
Source: RefSeq, a predicted model, not a curated record